CCCGUAAAUCCUUUGCUACUAUGUCUACACACUUGGGAUCCUUCCAGAUGCCAACCUUGGCCACCCUCAAAGAAACCCCGGCUCUUACCGCCGGGCUUCCAAUCUUCACCUUUUUCCUUUUGGUGGUUGAUUUGGUAACGUCGCAUUCGCUCCUGGAAAUGUUCUCCUUGUACCCUGGGGCCAUCUUGGCGUUCGAUUUGAACCGUCUCUCGUUCUACUUGUUGUUCCACAAGGACAUCAUACACUGGGCCUUGAACAUCUUUGCCUUGUGGACCCCGUUGUCCAUCUACGAACGUACCCACGGUACCGUCAACACGGGGAUCACCUUGAACCUUUUGGCCGUGGUCACUGGGCUUCAAUUCUCGCUUGUUGGCUACUUCUUGUUCCCAGAGAUGCAUGUGGUUGGUCUCUCGGGCGUGGUCUUCCUGUUCCUUGCCUUCACCGCGUACAAGGAACAUUUCCUGACCCCAGUCAUCUACACCUUGCGUGUCCAAGGCCGUGAGGUUCUGAUCCCAACCUUGUACUCUCCUCUCUUGUUUGUGAUUGUCUGUGCGAUUUUACUUCCUGCUUCUUCGAUCUGGGGCCAUCUUUUCGGCGUUUUUGCUGGUUACUUGCUUGGUAUGGACCGUUUGGCCUUUAUGUUCCCACCCCUGAAGGUUGUUCUUUGGAUUGAGGACAAGCUUUCCGGUGCCAUUGGGUUGUUGGACGGCUUGGUGUUAUUUAUUCGUGAAGUUGACGCUGUUUCCAUCCGUGGCUUCAGUUAUGCUCCGAUAUUUAGUGCCGAUCCUGAGGCUAAUUAGUUGC
[Candida] anglica is the source of this 804-nucleotide messenger RNA. The record is from the annotation of a GenBank genome assembly. Lineage: Eukaryota; Fungi; Ascomycota; Pichiomycetes; Serinales; Debaryomycetaceae.